This is a messenger RNA of Dunckerocampus dactyliophorus (ringed pipefish), 1809 nucleotides long. Its product is annotated as olfactory receptor 6N2-like. The transcript has a single exon. Lineage: Eukaryota; Metazoa; Chordata; Actinopteri; Syngnathiformes; Syngnathidae. The coding region runs from base 760 to 1692 and encodes 310 amino acids. Gene Ontology annotation, molecular function: G protein-coupled receptor activity; olfactory receptor activity. Gene Ontology annotation, biological process: G protein-coupled receptor signaling pathway. The record is from RefSeq and is a predicted model, not a curated record. Gene Ontology annotation, cellular component: membrane.
CAGUUGUGGCAUUAAUUGGUCCGGCUUUGUCCCACGUGACGCCACACAACAGGAGUAAUGUGCGGUGAGGUCAUGGCUGACUCCUUUGGAGUUUUUUUUUACAUGUUACAGUUUUUGCCGAUUGCUAACACAUAUUUACGCUGUGUCAAAACGCAAGAUACAAUAUAUGUUGGAAAAAGCCUCACAUGUUUGUCAAAAUGAAACUACAAACAAAACCUAACAAUACCUUUGCCGCCUCUCCAUUUGUGUGUAUGUGAUGAAGAUGCUCGCAUCUUCAUCCGCGAUGGAGUGCCACGGCCAUCUUGUUUACAUGUGUACCACAGCUAAAGAAGAUGUGACGUAAUUGUUAAGUAAAUAAGCAAUGGCCCACCUCCCUUUUGUGAGAAUGGUCUGAUGGUUGUAACUACGGUACCUAAAAGAUUACAAAACGCCUCCUCAACUUGGAGGCCAAUCGCAGGCAGUCUUCAUCCUGUGAGUCAUCCUUAUAAGGUGGAUGACCUGUUACUCUUCUCAACAUUGACUGCUCACAGAAACUUCUAUCAACACCACCAUGAAGGCUUGAAUAGGCUUGCUAAUAUGACAGCAACUCUUGGUGGAGCAAUUCAUGAGAUUCAUGGAGAGUGGACUUAUAAAAGAUGUCAUGUUAAUCCAACACCUCAGUGUGUGUAUUGGGGAGGUAAAAGCUACCUGUACAUCGAUGUGAUCUUCAUUAUUUGCUUUGACACAGUCUACUAGUCUUUUUCAUCUGGGAUUUAUUUCAUGGAUGCUGAAUUCAAUGGAACAUAUAUAACUCUCGGUGGCUAUAUAGCAGUGGACAAAUACAGAUAUCUUUACUUUGUCAUCUUGAUGACACUCUAUAUUCUUAUCCUGUGCACUAAUUGCACCAUUAUAUGUCUAAUCUGGAUUCACAGGAACCUUCAUGAGCCUAUGUACAUUUUCAUUGCAGCUUUGUCACUCAACUCUGUUUUGUUUAGCACUGCUAUCUACCCCAAACUUUUCAUUAAUGUCUUAUCUCAAAAACAGACCAUUUCUCAUUCAGCUUGUAUGUUUCAGUAUUUUAUAUUUUAUUCUUUAGGCACGUCAGAUAUCUUACUGCUGUCAGCCAUGGCUUAUGACAGGUAUGUGUCUAUCUGCAAACCUCUGCAAUAUCCAACUAUCAUGGCAAAUAUAACUGUCACUGUCCUCUUGACUGUGGCCUGGUUUCUACCUGCACUCGAGGUUGCAGUAGCAAUUGUAAUUCAUUCUAAACAAAAACUCUGUGACUUUACAACAGACGGAAUUGUUUGCAAUAGUAAAAUUUUUAGGCUUUAUUGUGUAAAAUCAACAUUUCUUAAUGUUUAUGGUUUGUUUGCCAUGCUAAAUAUUAUUGUUGUUCCUAUGAUUUUCAUCCUUCUCACUUACAUAAAGAUAUUUAUAAUAACUUAUCACAGUCGUGUAGAAGUCAGAAAAAAAGCAGCAGAGACAUGUUUACCUCACCUGAUGGUUUUAAUGUGCUGUUUUUUUUGGUGUGUAUUUGAUGUCAUUUCAGCGCGACUAGAAUCAGAUCUUCCAAAAAGUGUACAUUUAAUAAUGAGUUUACAAAUAGUUGUGUAUGGUCCUCUGUUCAAUCCAAUCAUAUACGGAGUAAAAAUGAAAGAAAUCUCGAAACAUAUCAAGAGAUUGUUGUGUCAUCUUGUGACCAAAAGCAUAUGACCACACUUGUUAGCAUCGAAGUCUUUAUUUCUCCAUGUAAUUGUUAGAAAAAGUAAUUUACAUUAGCAUAUGGAAUUCACAAGGUAUAUAUGGAAGAGAAAGCUAAGAACCACACUA